Messenger RNA from Cooperia oncophora, 1038 nucleotides. The record is from the annotation of a GenBank genome assembly. Lineage: Eukaryota; Metazoa; Nematoda; Chromadorea; Rhabditida; Trichostrongylidae.
AUGGGCGCAAACGAUGACGAUGCUAAAGAAAAUCUUCUGCCUAUGUCCAUAUCGAGUGAGAACCUCUCAAAAGGGGAAAGUGACCGUCAUGACCUUCUCUUCAAAGCCUACGUUAUCAUAACGAUGACAUGGUUAUGGACUGGCUACACACUCACUGUACGGUAUACAAGAACCGCUGUGCCGAAAAACGAGUUGUAUGCUGCUAGUACUGUGGUCCUCAUGGCGGAGAUUGUGAAAGCUACACUUUCGCUAUUGAUGCUGUUCAGGGAGAGUCGCUAUAGAUUCCGAGAUUUUGCACAGUGUAUUCAAAAGUACUACUUGGAUGCCCCACGGGAACUUUUCAAGAUGAGCGUCCCAUCAGUCGCAUAUGCCUUUCAAAAUAAUCUGGACUUCAUCGCACUUUCUCACCUUGAUGCCGGUUUAUAUCAGGUCACCACACAGUUAAAAGUGUUCACUACUGCUAUAUUUAUGAUGUUGUUCCUUGGACGAAAGUUCUCUAGAACGCGAUGGGCUGCUAUUAUCCUUCUGUUCUUUGGCGUUGCCGCCGUGCAGCUCAACAACACCCACGACACUAAUCAGGAGAAAAGGGGAAACUACCUUAUAGGAAUUUCAGCCGUUCUGGCUACGUGCGUUACAGCCGGAUUUGCAGGUGUUUACUUCGAAAUGAUGUUAAAGGGAAGUGGCUCAACCCCGUUUUGGGUGCGCAACCUUCAGAUGUACAGUUGUGGUAUGGUGAGCGCUCUCAUCGGUUGUUUGUUCACCGACGGUGACCUGAUAGCAGAACGUGGUUUCUUCCACGGGUACGAUAUCAAGGUGUGCGCCAUAGUUGGUUUCUUGUCUUUCGGCGGCACUUAUAUUUCACUGGUGAUGAAAUAUUUGGACAAUUUGCACAAGAGUUUUGCUUCUGCAGUUUCCAUUAUUCUGGUUGUGAUUACAUCUUAUCUCCUUUUCAAUGACGUUUUCAUAGGUGCGUACUUUGUUGGUGGGACAGCUAUAGUUGUGUUCGCCGUUUUGCUUUACAAUUCAGUACCGGAAUAG